AUGGUAUACGCUGCCUGGACUCUCCUUAGCCUUGCUGCUCUCAGCCAUGCGGCUGAGAAGCGGGCUGGCUCGGCAUCAGCAUACAGCUCCAACUCUGCUGGGAACUACAAACUUUCAUCCAUCGCAGCUCCUGUCCAAGGCAGCGGCAGCCCCGGAUCAGAGUCAACCUGGCAGCUAAGUAUAGAUGAUACAAGCUCCGGCCACAAGCAGACAAUUGUCGGCUUUGGCGCGGCAGUUACCGAUGCGACGGUGACUUCUUUCAACACGCUCUCAAGCUCCAACCUCCAGGCCCUUCUCCAGGACCUGAUGACCAGCUCCGGUGCCGACUUCAGCUUAAUGCGCCACACUAUCGGAGCCUCAGAUCUAUCGGGAGACCCUGCAUACACCUACGAUGACAACGGAGGUGCGGCGGACCCGUCCUUGUCAGGCUUCAGUCUGGGAGAUCGCGGUACCGCGAUGGCGAAAAUGCUGGCCACGAUGAAGUCAUUGCAGUCCAGCCUGAAGAUCUUUGGAUCUCCCUGGAGUGCCCCGGGUUGGAUGAAGCUGAAUGGUGUUAUCGACGGGACCACAACCAACAACAAUCUGAACGAUGGGUAUCUGAGCGGAGGCACGGGGACCUCAGGGUACGCCAGUGCAUUCGCGAACUACUUCGUGAAAUACAUCCAGGCCUACGAGAAUCUCGGUGCCCAUAUCGAUGCAAUCACUAUCCAGAAUGAGCCUCUGAACAGCCAGUCAGGCUAUCCGACAAUGUAUGUCUACGCAGAUGAAUCUGCGCAGCUCAUCCAGAAUUACAUAGGUCCUGCUCUUGCAAACGCCGGCCUGAACACGGGUAUCUGGGCCUACGACCACAACACCGAUGUGCCUUCUUACCCUCAGACCGUCAUCAACGGCGCUGGCAAAUACGUCGACUCCGUUGCCUGGCACUGCUACGCCUCCAACGUUGACUGGAGCGUCCUAACCCAAUUCCACAAUACAAACCCCUCCGUCAAUCAGUACAUGACCGAAUGCUGGACUCCAGCCGGAACCUGGAACCAAGCCGCCGACUUCACCAUGGGCCCGCUCCAGAAUUGGGCAUCCGGAGUCGCAGCCUGGACUCUGGGGACCGACAGCUCCGACGGACCGCAUCUCUCCAGUGGUGGCUGCUCUAACUGCCAGGGCUUGGUCACGAUCAGCGGAGGCAGUUAUACGUUCAACCCAGCUUACUACAUGAUUGCGCAGUUUAGCAAGUUUAUGCCGCCCGGUGCGAUCGUGCUCAAUGGUAAUGGCAGUUAUACUUAUUCGAAUGGUGGUGGUGUGCAGUCUGUUGCGUCGCUGAACCCUGAUGGGACGCGCUCGGUUGUUAUCGAGAAUACCUUCAGCAAUGAUGUCUAUGUGACGGUGUCGACGCAGAGUGGGCAGGAGUGGAGUGGGAAUAUUCCGAGCGAGUCUGUUACUACCUGGGUGCUUCCAGCGGUGUAA
Penicillium daleae is the source of this 1458-nucleotide messenger RNA. RefSeq names its product glycoside hydrolase family 30 protein. The transcript is spliced from 2 exons. The coding region runs from base 1 to 1458 and encodes 485 amino acids. Gene Ontology annotation, molecular function: glucosylceramidase activity. Lineage: Eukaryota; Fungi; Ascomycota; Eurotiomycetes; Eurotiales; Aspergillaceae. The record is from RefSeq and is a predicted model, not a curated record. Gene Ontology annotation, biological process: glucosylceramide catabolic process.